Messenger RNA from Haliotis rufescens (red abalone), 4725 nucleotides. Its product is annotated as neprilysin-1-like. Lineage: Eukaryota; Metazoa; Mollusca; Gastropoda; Lepetellida; Haliotidae. Gene Ontology annotation, biological process: protein processing. Gene Ontology annotation, molecular function: metalloendopeptidase activity. The coding region runs from base 686 to 3232 and encodes 848 amino acids. The record is from RefSeq and is a predicted model, not a curated record. The transcript has 23 exons. Gene Ontology annotation, cellular component: plasma membrane.
UUCCUCACCAUCUCACUCCUGCCUUAGCUCGCAGGACAGUGGCGCCGGUAAUAGUCCAAUUCCUGCGAUAACCGUUAUCACAAAAUAGAGGAGAUUGUUCUAGGAUAUUGUUCCGCUUUUGCUGGAGAAGUCACUGGGAAAUAUUUAUGUGAAAUUGAAUUCUCUCUGUGAAUAUAUAUUGGAUGGUUAUUGAAAUUAAAUACCAAAAGGAAUUUAUUUGGACACCCCUGUGAACAGGACACUUCCAGGGGCUAACCUGUGGGAUAGUUACUUUUUCAAAGUGGAUUCUACAAUAUUCUUUAAUACAAUCUAUGGAUACAGAUCAGUGAGCACUCUGUCAUAAGCCUUCUGUUGCAUUGGGCAAACUUGUUUCCUAUGAUUGUGAAUACUACAAUCUGUUUCGUUCCAGGAGUGUGAUUUCAUGGUGUGCCAAUCAAGACUGGACGCUAUGGUUUGAGAACUGCCACCAACUUACUCCAUGACAGCUAACAGGUGUUGCCUAGGGUCAUUUCUGUUCUGAUUUUAAAAGGAUCAUACUUUGAUAUUUUUCAGACUUAAGUCUGGUAGGACAACAACCCUGUGUUUGUCAGAUAGUGGGAUAUCUCGGAGUUGUGUUGGAUAUUGAAAUACUAUAAUUACCGUGUCCGAAUCGUGCUAUAUUUCCAAGGUUGUGAGAUUGACCGUCAUGAUGUACGAUACACCCAAAGAGGACGCUCCUGCUGAAGAACGUAUUGAGCUGUUGCCCACGACAGGCCAGGACUCCAUGGCUGCCAGCGUCAACGGGUCGCCCCAGUUCCCACCCCCCCAGAUGAAUGGCCAGGUCAACUACGUGACGGCCGAGGAAGGAGGGACGCAGGUGGCAUAUGCUGGACCCCCCCAGAAGUCGGGGAAGUGGAAGCCAACGUGGCUGGGAGGCUGGACGCGCAUGGAGGUGCUCUUCCUCAUCCUCAGUCUCUGCCUCGCCAUCAUCAUCGUUGUCCUCAUUGUUGUCAUCGUCGCCACAAAUGGAUAUGAUUCAACCAGCUCUGGCCGCUCUGGUAACUUGUCUCCACAGUCAGCGAAACACAAAAAAUGGCGGUAUACCCCGCAGACGAAAGGAGUGGGUCCCGAUGGUCGUCCGUCGGAUUCAGCCCAGAAAGGGGACCAAGUCCAAGAGCCAAUGAUACCACCUGACCUAACCAUGGAUGAUCUCUGCCUAACAACUGAUUGUGUAAAAGCAUCUUCGCGAUUGAUUAAUGCGAUGGAUGCUUCCGCUGACCCGUGUGAAGACUUUUUUCAAUAUGCUUGUGGCAACUGGAACAACAUUAACGUCAUACCAGAUGAUCGAGCAACUUUUAAUACCUUUUCAAAACUCAGAGACGAAAUCCAAGUGAUGCUGAAAGGUUUGCUGGAGGAACCAGUGACAGACAAGGACAGCGCUGCAACAAGGAAAGCCAAGUAUCUUUACGACUCCUGUGUCAAUGAAACUCAGAUAGAUAUUCAGGGUUUGGGCCCGGUGAAGCAGCUGCUGGAGGAACUAGGAGGGUGGCCCGUGGUGCUGGACUCGGAGUGGAAGGAGGAGGACCAUGACAUGCUGGACCUGAUCCUCAAACUCCGUCUCUACAACAACAAGGUCCUCAUAGACCAGUGGAUCAGUGCUGAUGACAAAAACUCUAAAGUCAAUAUCAUACAGCUGGACCAGCCGGACCUUGGCAUGCCGUCUCGGGACUACUACUUGAAAGGCCGGGACGACUCUUCCGUGUUGGCGUACGAGAAGUAUGCCCGAGAUGUGGCCAUCAUGUUUGGAGCUAACGAGACAAUCGCUGAGAGUGAUAUCUCCAAAAUCAUAGACUUUGAAACAGAACUAGCUAAUAUUACGAUACCCCAGGACCAGCGCCGUGACAACGAACAGCUGUACAACAGGAUGACAAUUGCUGAACUUCAACGGAGAGUCCCUGGGUUUGACUGGUUAAGGUACUUGUCAGUGAUAUUUGGUCACGUCAACAUCGCUAUCGACUCAGUAGAAGAGGUCGUAGUGUACGCCCCUGACUACCUCGAGAACAUGGUCAAAAUUCUGCACCGAUGGGACAAGAGAGUGAUCUUCAACUAUCUGGUGUGGCGUAUCAUGAUGAAUAGGGUCACCAACCUGCCGGACAAGUACAGGAACGUCCGUAAAGAUUACUACAAGAAAAUUCUUGGUUCAGAGACAGAGAGAGCCAGAUGGCGUGACUGUGCCACCUACGUUAACGACAACAUGGGCAACGCUGUUGGCAGACUCUUUGUAGAGAAACAUUUUGAUGAAGAUGCCAAAAGUAUAGCUCUGGAGAUGAUCCACAACAUCCGAUACUCCUUCUACCACGUGCUGGAGGAGGCUGAUUGGAUGGAUGAAACGACCCGCGUCGUCGCUCGCGAGAAGGCCGAUGCUAUUGCGGAGAAGAUUGGCUACCCAGAGUUCAUCCUGAACGACACAGCACUGGACCUGGAAUAUGUGGAUGUGGAGUUUUACAAAGAUCGUUACUUUGAGAAUGUGAUGGCCAACAUCAAGAGCAGAGCACUCACCAACAUAAAAAAACUCAGAGAACCAGUAGACAAGUCCCAAUGGUCAACAACUCCAGUUGUAGUGAACGCUUUCUACAGUUCAACGAAAAAUCAAAUCAUGAUUCCCGCUGGCAUACUCCAACCACCAUUCUACAGCAAAGGAUACCCGAAGUCUCUGAACUAUGGCGGCAUUGGCAUGGUCAUCGGACACGAGAUUACCCACGGCUUUGAUGACAGAGGUCGUCAGUUCGACAAGGAUGGCAACUUAAUCCAAUGGUGGGACGAUCAUGUGAUCGAGAAGUUCAAAGAGCGUGCUCAGUGUAUCAUCAAACAGUAUGGAAACUUCACUGUACCAGAAGUCAAUAUGAAGGUAAAUGGUGUGCAGACUCAGGGGGAGAACAUUGCAGACAACGGAGGACUGAAGGAAGCCUACACAGCUUACAGGAAGUGGGCAGUGGCCCAGCCGAAAGAGGAGAAGAGGCUGCCGGGGCUGGCCCACCUGGACCACUUCCAGCUCUUCUUCCUCAACUUUGCUCAGGUUUGGUGUGGCUCUAUGAGGCCUGAGGCCGCCAUCAACAGGAUACGUACUGGAGUGCACAGUCCAGGCAGGUUUAGGGUCAUAGGGACAUUACAGAAUUCAAACAGUUUCACAGAAGCCUUCGGCUGCCCUUUGAACUCUAAAAUGAAUCCGCCUCACAAGUGCACCGUUUGGUGAUUCAAGAUGGCCGACAUUGACAUCUGCCAGAGAAAGAUUUCCAGAGAUUAUUCAGUACCCAGACCUGUUGGACAGCUGAACAUGGAGGCGAGAAGUCUCAGCAAUGGUUAUGUGCACUUCAGCACCAAAAGAAGGAAGAAUUGGGAUCUGAAUUUCACAGACAGGGCAUGAUCGGAUGCUUGACGGGCAACUCCCGUUGGAAUCUCAGAGACUGUGAUAUGUACAGCGGUGGUAGACUAGCCUGGCAUGCCAGUUGUACAAGGUGACCAGUAGCGAUGGGUGGAUUCGGCUAAUGACUACAGCUCCAGUAUAAUAUCUGUAUCUUCAUUUUUGUUAUUCAUGUUUGGUUUACUUUCUUACAUGUUAUAUAAAAUAAACCUUAAUACACUUGGAGAGAACAUCACAAAUAAGGACAAAUAACAUCAUUAAUUGUGCACAGUGUCAAACUCAAUCUAAAUCAGUAACAGUGUAAUUUCCAUCUUGGCUGAAGUAAUAUUUCAGACAAUGCUGCCAUAUUUGUAUCAAAUCAGGAAAAUAUUUAUAUAUCCCUGUGUUAUGGGUUUUCGGAUGUUUUAGAAACGUUCGUAGUUUUCUCGCUAAUCGCAUGAACAACUGUAAAAUAUCUUACUCACUUAUAAAGGCGACAUUAUCAUAAAAACAGGCCAUCAUCUGAGUAUUUACAAUGUCUGUGUGACGACACACUCCUAGUUAAAGCACGAAUAAUCGCGAUAAUCACGGCCAUCCGAAAAUGUAUGAUGUCCGAAAACAAAUGAUCCGACAAUAUAUACAAGUGGCAAGAAAAUACUGCAUUUUUGGUAUAAAAAAUGCUUCCAGCUAUCAUGAACAGAGAUUCAGUGACUACACCUUUACAAAAAAAAAUGUUUUCAAAAUAACAUUUGUUCAAAAUGUCUGACGACCUGAAAUUUCGACACUCACUACAUGAGAAGAUGCUGUAUGUUUUCACAGCUAUUGACACUAAUAGUUUCAUAUCACAUAACGUUGUUGACUUUUUAGUAACCAUAGCUACCUCCAUUCUUGUUUAAUCACAUUAUCAUCGCUUACAUCAAGAAUCGGAGGUUUCUCAUAUCUGAUCUUACAAUAAUAAUUGUAACAUAUCUCUAUUUACAGUUAUAGUGUGGAACUUUAUCACUGCAAUAAAUGCUGACAUGGACAAAUAGUAUUUCUUCUCCAUUGAUAUAAUAUGUGGCAUUACAAAUAUAAAAACAGUUUCUCAACUCAAGACCAAGUUGCCUUUUAGUCCCACAGACAAGACAUACAUAAUUUGGACAAUGUCAGUGCAAGAAUAAUUAAAAUGCUAUCAAGGAUACUCUGAGGAAAAUAAUUCCCGUAUUCGACGUGAUACCCCACCCUAAUAAGCACCCACAGCGAUAUUUGCUAAUAUAUUGGCUAGUGAACCUUUCCAAUUGAUCAAUGUACACAAGACUUAUCUAUUAGUGUAUAAUACGCACUCGUGUGUUAUAUGCAGCCUUAAU